Messenger RNA from Epinephelus lanceolatus (giant grouper), 974 nucleotides. RefSeq names its product ATPase H+ transporting V0 subunit e1 (gene atp6v0e1). Gene Ontology annotation, biological process: proton transmembrane transport. The record is from RefSeq and is a predicted model, not a curated record. Lineage: Eukaryota; Metazoa; Chordata; Actinopteri; Perciformes; Serranidae. Gene Ontology annotation, cellular component: proton-transporting V-type ATPase, V0 domain. Gene Ontology annotation, molecular function: proton-transporting ATPase activity, rotational mechanism.
CACAUUGCCACUUCAACACUGUGGAUCCUGUCUGGCAGCUGGACGGUACUGAAGUUGUCUUAAGUCGAAAGUUUGUACUUUUUAAAUAUCUUUUGGUGUAAAAAGAAACACCACCAUGGCGGAACUACGUUUCGUGAUCUCCAUGUCCGUGGUGACCCUGUUUUGGGGCAUUAUUGGAGGAGUGGUGCCCUGGUUCAUCCCCAAAGGACCAAACAGAGGAGUGAUAGUCACAAUGCUGGUAUUGACUGCAGUAUGCUGCUACCUGUUCUGGCUGAUAGCAAUGCUCGCCCAACUGAACCCACUCUUUGGGCCUACUCUGUCCUCUGACACCAUCUGGUACCUGAACUAUCACUGGCCUUAAUCUACCUUUCCAGGACUCCUGACCAUGCAGCAGGGAAGGACCUGACACUGCUGCAUACCAAUGGACGUCUGCUUCUCACUUAACGCAGAGAUCAUUCCUUCUGAAUCACCUUAAAGUCAGGUCUCUGUGUGAUUACUGAGUGAUGCCCACACUGGUGCCUUGUACAGAAAUGAUUUCCAAAGGACUUCUGAGAGAUCUCACCGAAUGUGCUUUACUUUAAAUUAAAGCAACCUCCACUUGGUGUUGUUUGGCUUACGCGUUAUGUAUAUUGUGUUUAUUGCUGUUGUUAAUAUGAAUGACCGUGCGUAUAAAUAGUUCAUGUGUGUUGUGUUUGAUGCCGUCUCUUUUUUGUCUGAUGAUAUCAGUGAUGGAUGUAAUCCAUUCCAUAGAUGUUAAUUAAUAAACUAAUAAUCAGUAUUGGUCCUGCCUAAUUUGCCUAAUUUUUGAAUGUAACUUAAAGUAUGAAUGAUAUGACUUAAUUUUCCCAGUCAAUAAUGUCAUUGUAGAUAUGAUAAUUUCUCCUUAUUAUGUUAACAUUCAGUUAGUGGUAAUUUAGUUUGGUCCUUGUUUACUAUUCUCCAAAAGUAUGCCACAUAAUAAAGAACAGAUACAA